Messenger RNA from Trichobilharzia szidati, 1188 nucleotides. NCBI's taxonomy places the organism in Eukaryota, Metazoa, Platyhelminthes, Trematoda, Strigeidida, Schistosomatidae. The record is from the annotation of a GenBank genome assembly.
AUGAAUGAUACAACUUCUCAGAGGAGCUUUACUCAAUUGUUCUUCAUUUGUUGGUCAACAAUGGUUGCAGUGACGGUGAUUAUUACGGUGUUGAUGGCGAACGUGGAAGUCCUUCAAAAACUGUACGCUGGAGUGUACGUUCUACUCACCUUCUUUGCAGUCGGUGUAAUCUCCAUAGCAGUAUUGAUGCUUGUCGAGAAAAUUCACACGAUUCCACUGAUGAAUUAUAUCCUCAUUUCAUUGACUGUGUUCACAUGGUCCUUUGCUUAUGCUAACAUAACUUUAUCCCUAAAAUUGUGGACCCUACUAGCAUGGUUCGUAGCGUUGGCUUUUGCUACGACAGCAUUGAUACUUGGAUAUAAAUUGAAACGGCAGAAAAAGAAAGUGAACAUGACGAUAGUAUACGUCACAAUCGGUUUGGGAGCUCUGAGCUGCAUUCUGCUUAUUAUAGGACACUUCACUCAAACGACAGUACGAAUAGUAUCUGGCGUGACUUUCGGAUUGACAUUUAUAUUAAUGCUCUAUCUAACUGGACAAGCUAUGCAAAGAAACACUGAAAAGCUGAUGACCAGUGUCAUAUCGAUUUGGGCAGCGUUCAUAAGUUGGAUGGAAGUGGUUUUACUGUAUUUAUCCACGUGGAUAAGAGGAGGAACUAUGAAUUCGACGGAAAUGAACAAUAUGUUUUUGUUGCAGAUUCUCAAGUAUACCACCACCUCCAUUGGAAUGGAACAUGGCGAUAUUUCGGACGUAAAUUUAAUCGCAGCAUUCAUAGCCAUCGUGAUAUGUCUGUUGCUGCUUAUACUGCUGUUUAUCAACAAGCAGUUCAAUUUUCUUUCACAACCAUUUGCUUUUGCCCUAAUUACAUUGAUGGUUAUACUCUGGUUAACUGCCGACUCCUUUCUGUGCUGCAGUGAUAACCUUAUAGCACAGAAUACAUUUAUCGGUGUUUCUCUCACAGUUCACGCACUUGUGGGCUUUGUAGCAACGUACGUUGCAAAAUUAAGCGUAUCUAAUUGUGUCGCACUGUUGACAGCGGCUACAGUAGCGUUCUUCGCCGGCGUACUAUUUUCUGUUCUGGGUAGUGCUGAUUAUUUUUUCCAUUGGUUCGCUGGUGCUUGUUGGGGCUGUACAUCAGCUAUUAUAACAUUCAUCAUAGUGAAUCAAAUCAACUGGUCAAAGAAGAAAUAG